AUAGUGCACCGCCCUCCUUAAGCCAAACGAAAAAAAAAAAAAAAAAAAGAGAGAAAAGAGUUUAUUUUGCCGGUCUAAGUCUUAAUAGUAUAGUCCAAACAGCAGCCUGAAUAUCGCUGCGACAAUCAGCAGCCUGGAUGUCACUGUCCAACCAGUAGCCCCGCCCCCUUGGGGCGAUAUCAGUCAGAUUGAAAAUCGCCCCAGGCGCUCUCAUAGACUUACAUGUUGAGACUCGUUUUUUCAAAAAUCGAACGAUACAAUGCAUUUCUAUGGGCUCCGGGGGGGCUUGCCCUAACGUGAUUUCGUCAUACGCAGUUACGCACUGAUGCGUGCUCGGACGUACAGCGCGCGCGUCUGGCGGAGACCGCCGAUUCGGCGGUCUCCAUGAUGAUUCGGCGGCGCCGAAUCAUCAUGGCUGGCAACUGCAAUUCCAUCGUUUCCCUGAGGGAAUUACCGUUCAGUCGUCGAAGCAAUGCGGAUAAAUUGGCUGUUAAAGAAUUGGGACCACCCAGACCAAAUUUAAACAUCAAGCAGGUGUCAACAAAAGCGGGGAAAACAUACAGCCGCGGAUUUUCCCGGAGCUGGUACGAGCGGAAAACAUGGCUAGCAGGUUGUGAAGUGGCUAACGCUCUGUUUUGCUACCCCUGUGUGCUAAUCCACCCGGAUGCCAACACUGACACCGCCUGGACAAAGACGGGUGUCACUGAUAUGCACCACCUCUCAGAAAAGGUGAAGAAACACGAAGCAUCGAAGAUGCAUAUGGACAGCUGCCUAAAACUGUCGGCAUUUGGGAGAGUGAACAUUGCCACACAGCUGGAUGAGAGCUACAGGAUAGCCGUGCGCCGUCACAACGAUGAGGUGAGCAAGAACCGGCACAUCCUAGGCCGCCUUAUCGACUGUGUGAAAUUCUGUGGCGUGUUUGAGUUAGCUCUGAGAGGCAAGGAUGAGAGUGAGGGGUCCAGCAACGCGGGGAUUUUUCGUGGACUGGUUGAUUUAGUGGCGUCGCUGGACGAGGUGUUUGAGGAGCACUUAAGAACGGCCACAGUCUUUAAGGGCACAUCAAAGACGGUGCAGAAUGAGCUGCUGGAUUGCAUGGCAUCUGUCAUCAGAGAGCGUAUCGUGGAGGAGGUGAGAGCAGCAAGAUUCGUGGCAAUCCAAGCAGAUGAGACCACAGACGUCUCUACACAGACUCAGUUGGUGCUGGUGCUGAGAUAUGUAGAUGGAAAACACGCUGUGCAAGAACGGUUCUUUGAAUUUGUCCCCAUCUUGUCAGCAACGGCCAGCUCCAUUGCCGAUGCAAUUUUGGAGAGACUGAAUAGCGUUUUCACUGAUGAUGAUAAGUGUAAACUCAUUGCGCAAGCCUACGACGGUGCCAGUGUGAUGAGAGGAGAGAGAGCUGGUGUGCAGCAAAAGGUACGAGAAGAGUACAAAAAUGCCCAUUAUUUGCAUUGCUACGCACACCAGCUGAAUUUAAUCAUGCAGCAGGCCACUUCACACAUCUCAGCAGUGAGAGUUUUUUUCUCUGACCUUGGUGGGAUUUCCAGUUUUUUUACCCGGUCACCCAAACGCACAGCCCUUCUCGACCAGAUUGUUGCACGAAGGCUGCCUAGAGCAUCAUCCACAAGAUGGAACUUCAACAGCAGGAUCGUGAGCACUGUCUAUGAGAACCUGGGCGACCUCAUAGAGUGUUUUGAGACCAUCAGGUCAGACAGCACCUUUGACAGCACCACCGUGAGGGAGGCGUCUGGCUUCCUGAGGAUGCUGCAGGAUGAAGAUUUUGUUUUUUUCCUGCAGCAGUUUCAUCAAAUCAUGCCUCAUGUUGACAUGAUGUACCAACAGCUGCAGAAGAGGGACAUUGACAUGGUGUUCAUCAAACGUGCCCUGCAGAACUUCACCAGCAGUAUUCAGGCCAUCAGGGACCAAAGCUCCUCUCAACAGCAGCAGCAAGAAGCCCCAGGUACCACAAGAUCAAGGAGAGCCUUGGGAGAACAAGAGAAGCAGAGGCUGUCAAAAGAGAUCUGUGACACAAUCCUUGGCCAUGCCAAAGCCAGGUUCUCCUUCACCAGCCACCUUGUGAGUGCCGUGCUGCUAGAGGCAGAGCUGUUUGACCGGCAUCGGACAACAUUCCCUGAAGAGGCUCUGAAUACCACCGUGAGGGCAUACCCCAUGCUACACAAGGAGAGGCUCAGGACUGAGCUUUCUCUCAUCUACGAAAGUCCAGACUUCAGGGGCUGCUGCGGUGCACUGGCUCUGUACCAGGUUCUACAGAGCUACAACCUCCAGGAAACCUUCUCUGAGACUGUGGCGCUGUUGAACAUCCUCAUAACCACUCCGAUGACAACAGCUGAAGCUGAGAGGUGUUUCUCCACCUUAAAGAGGAUCAAGACAUUCCUGAGAAAUACAAUGGGACAGGAACGUCUGAAUGCAUUGGGCAUGCUUUCCAUGGAAAGAGAGCUGGUCAGGAACAUGCCUGAUUUCAACGAGAGGGUGAUUGAUCGCUUUGCUUGCUUGAAAGAGAGGCGAGCUAAAUUUCAAUACAAGUGAUGAGUGAGUGUGUUCUUAAAUGGUGAGUUGUGUUAUGUUGUACUCUCCAAAUGUUGAAUUGUAAAUAGUUGUAUUGAUUGCAUAUUGCCAGCCAAAUACAGUUAUGUUCAUAAUAAUAGCAGUGUGUUUAAAAAGGUGACCGCUUCAUUACAUGUAUUUUUUUUAACAAUGGGACUUUGCGGGGGCUUCUUGGUGGUAGCUUGGCUUCACAUAGACGUUGUCUGAUUGUUACAGUACUCACAGGCAAUCUUAGAUCUUCUCUGAUCCUCCUGGAGCUGAUCAUUGGCUGAUCCUUUGCCAUUUUGGUUAUUCUCCGAUCCCUUCGAAUAGUUGUUUUUCUUUUUCUUCCUCACCUGGUGGUGAUGGUUUUGGCUGCCAUUUUAAAGCGUUUGAUAUCAUUUUAGCUGAACAGCCUAUCAUUUUCUGCACUUCUUUAUAGGUUUUCCCCUCUUUUAUUAAUUUCUUAAUCAAAGAAUGCUCUUCUUCUUAACAGUGUCUUAAACAACCCGUUUUACUCUGUUUUUCAAGGACAAAUGCACAGCCAGCAUAUGCAGCAUCAGUUGCCUUGAUCCUUGAAUAGGGGCCAUCUGUUUAACACCUAUUUUUUUUCACAUAAUCAAUGACCUCAAUAGUUGAACCUGGCACUGCUAUUUUUUUGAACACGCCCCUUUCAGUAAAUGAUUCAGUUUCACAGAAUCAGCAGCAUGCACGUCAUGCCUGUUGGGUCUGUUGGUUUUCUAUACCUUUACUAAACCUGUAAACUGUAUAGUGGUAAAUGGAAUAUGUUCUGGAAAAUUUUGAUUAAUAGUUUUGAUUAUAGUAUAAUUUGAUUUGAUUAUUGCUAUGGCAUCCAUGAUGGCUAUAAAUUGUAGACUGUGCUAAAAGUGAUUUCAAGGGCAAACUAUUAGAUGACAAACUAUCUGUUAAUGUGUGUUUUAUUGUGGAACCAAAUGUAUUGUAUAUUUUAUG
Messenger RNA from Eleginops maclovinus (Patagonian blennie), 3513 nucleotides. RefSeq names its product zinc finger MYM-type protein 1-like. NCBI's taxonomy places the organism in Eukaryota, Metazoa, Chordata, Actinopteri, Perciformes, Eleginopidae. Gene Ontology annotation, molecular function: protein dimerization activity. The transcript has 3 exons. The record is from RefSeq and is a predicted model, not a curated record. Bases 385 to 2544 code for a protein of 719 amino acids.